Microplitis demolitor is the source of this 3338-nucleotide messenger RNA. RefSeq names its product tribbles homolog 2 (gene trbl). Lineage: Eukaryota; Metazoa; Arthropoda; Insecta; Hymenoptera; Braconidae. Gene Ontology annotation, molecular function: mitogen-activated protein kinase kinase binding; protein kinase activity; ATP binding. Gene Ontology annotation, cellular component: nucleus. The coding region runs from base 1232 to 2281 and encodes 349 amino acids. Gene Ontology annotation, biological process: regulation of MAP kinase activity; protein phosphorylation; positive regulation of proteasomal ubiquitin-dependent protein catabolic process. The transcript has 4 exons. The record is from RefSeq and is a predicted model, not a curated record.
UCUUUACUCAGUUGAGUUUAAACUCAGUCGAAGCAACUUGCGUCUCAGUGAGUGCCCAGUCGUCAGUUAGUAGUUACACAAUGGCGCGUACGGUUGGUGCUGCUUACACGUCAUUAUUAAUUUCGUAUUGUCUGUGUCGUCGUUGUUUCUAAGCGGAGAUCGGCUUAAGUCCUCUUUUGGACUUUAACUGUUCCCCGAUUUACGAAUAAUUCGUACAAUAUAAUAUAAUAUAAUUAAAUAUAUUAUAUUAAAUCGUUGAUAUUCAACCGCAUUUUAUUACGGUUUAAAUAUACAUAUAUAUAUAAAUUCAAUAAUAUAAAAAAUUAUUAGUAAUCAAUAUCCGCUGAAGAAAUUACGACUAGUUUUUUCAUCAUCGCCGGAUUAAUCCGGUCUGACAUUGACAAUUACGAAAAACGUUGUUAUCAAAAGUAUUAUUGUUACAUUGUUGUGACAAUAAUUAUAUGCAUAUAUUUACAUAUAUAUGUUUAUGGUAAAUUAAGGUGUACAACGACGACAAUAAAUAAACUAAGAAUAAAUCAGGGUAAUUUAGUGAAUCAUCAAGUUCAUAAAGUCAAAAUUUAAACACUCCGUCCAUGGUUAUGAACAAUUACUACUGAAAUAAACCCCACCUAUCUUAUAUAAUAAUUAAACAAAAAAAGUGAUAUAAUUAAUAAUAAUAAUAGUAACAAUAAUAAUUUAAUACUACAGUUACCUGAAGAUUUAAAAAAAAAUGAAAGCAAUGCUUCGGUAAAUAAUUAUAUAUGACCACACAAUCGAUAAUGAACACGUGGUUGUUAAGUUUUAUGUAAAGUGUACAAAUAAAAAUAAUUAACAUUCAUAAAUACAUAGGUAUAAUAAGUGAAUAUUGAUACACAACUGCUUAGUCGGUUAAUAAUAAAAAGAUAGAUAAAAACGUAGUUGUAAUAACGAAUCAACAAUUAAGAGAGAAUAAAAAAAAUAAACACCAGCAAAGUGUUCCAAUUUAACGAAGGUCAUCGUUGUUGUAAGCCAUUGCAACUGACUACUUGUCUGAGUGGUGUUUGAGUAAAUAGUAAUUGCGGUGGGACAUACACAAGAAAUAAUUGUUUGUUACUUUAUAAUACAACAGAGUAUAAUAUAGUGUACGCUAAGUAGAUUCGUUUGUUUCUAUUGCUGUUGUUUAUUGUUGGUUGUUGUGUGUGCCAGUGUGCCUAAAAAAAGGUAAGGAUAAAAAUCCGUGUGCUCGUGCAAUAUGAGAUUGGCCAAUCGUCAGCAUCCGCUGAAUUUAACAGUGACGCGUAUCAACAAUGGCAAGUUCCUGGUUAAUCCAAAUGGCCAUCAAGACGUCAGUCAACCGAAUUGUAAUGAUCAGGAGACAACACCACCAGUAUCACCAGUUGUAUUUCCCAGCUGUGAAUCUGUACCGACAACUCAGCAUGGUCCCACGAUACUUGGUGAUAGAUUUUUACUUGUUGGACCGGCUGAGGGCAGUGCUCUCUACCGAUGUGUUGAUGUCCAUACUGGUCAGCAACUUGUUGCCAAGCAACUCACAGCAAGCGAUAAAGGGGGCGAGGCACUUUUACAGGCUCACAUGAGACUAGAAGGAACAGGAGCUGCUAGUGGUGUUGCUGGAAUAGUCGAUGCAUCUCGUGAUAAAAAAUAUUUACUACUGGAGGGUCACCAUGGUGAUCUUCAUGCGUAUGUGAGGGCAAGACGGCGACUACGAGAGCCUGAGGCGAGACGGCUUUUUAGGCAAGCCGCCAAGGCUGUUGCUACGUGCCACGAUAAUGGUGUCGUGCUCAGGGAUCUCAAACUCAGGAAAUUCGUCUUUGCGGAUGAAGCGAGGACCCGUUUACGGUUGGAAAGUCUCGAGGAUGCAGUAAUAGUUGAUGAGGAUGAUGACAAAUUAACAGAUCGACGUGGAUGUCCUGCUUAUGUUGCACCAGAAGUUUUACGUUCGGGACGAGCUUACUCUGGUAAAGCUGCGGAUAUUUGGUCACUCGGUGUAUUACUUUACACAAUGCUAGUUGGCCGUUAUCCAUUUAAUGACGCCGAGCAUGCAUCGCUAUUUGCUAAAAUAUCAAGAGGACAAUUCAAUGUACCAGAUGUACUUAGUGCACGUGCACGGUGUUUAAUCAGAGCUUUAUUAAGGCGAGAUCCUUCAGAAAGACCAGACGCACCGGAUUUACUGAGGCAUCCGUGGUUAUCUAAACCGCUGUUAAGUCCCUCGCAUAUCACCGGUAAAAUGUCUAACCACGAUCAGCUCGUUCCUGACAAUCAGACCAAUCGUUCUCAAGACUGAUUUCGUGAAUAUUUUAUUCCAAUAAUUGCGUACAUAUUACAAUAAUUAUUAAUAAUUAUUGUGUUUUUAUUUCUCCUGUUGGUAUAUUUGUUGAUUAUUUUUUCGUUUUCUUUCUUUUAUAAUUUAAUUAUUAUUAUUUUUUUUUUUCGUUAAAUCCUGAACAAAAUGGUUAUUAUUUUAUCAUAGAUAAAUUAUUUGUGUGUAUGCUUUUUACUUUUUAAAAUAACAUUCGUAAUUGAAGUCGUGCAUUCACACCUGAUCGUACUGUCAACCCAUUGUUCAGUUAUUUAUUUAUUAUUAUUAUUAUUAUUAUUAUUAUUAUUAUUUUUUUUUUUUAAUUGUUUGAAUUACUGAACGCAAGUCCAUUCUUCCGUACCUUCGGGUAAAUAUGCCAGAGCGUGUUCCAGAUCAGCAGAGUCUGUGUAAACACAUCGUGAUUGCAGAAAAAAAACUGAAAGAUUAGAUACUUUUAAUGAGAUAAUAAAAAUAAAUAAUUGCUUAAGGGCUCACAAGUGAUAAAAUCAAAUUUUAAAUAUAAUAUUAAAUAAAUAUUCAUUCAUUUCAUGCCAUAAAUUAUUUAAAAUCAAUGUCUAUAUAUUAAUUAAUAUUUGAAUGAUAUAUCAAUUAUUUUGAGAAAGGAGUUUUUAAAAAUGGAAAAUAUUUUUCAUAAACUUUAGACAUAAAUCAUAUAUUUUUUUUUUUUACUCGUAGAACCCUUAAAUAAUUUUUAUUUAAGAUAUUUAAAAACAAGUGUAUGACGUCUUCGUUGAGUUCUAUAACUGUAAAAAAACAUCCUUUUAAUAAUUACUGUUAUUAUAAUUAAUAUUAUAUUUUUUACUCCUUAUUACUGGAGUAUACGGCUGAAUAUUAUUAUAAUAAUGCUUUUGUCAAUGACGAGAUAAAUGUGUAUGAUAUAAAUAUUAUAAGUUCAUUUAAUUAAGUUUUAUGUCUUAAAGUUAUAGAGCGAUAAAACAAGUGAUGUAAAUAAGUAGAUAGUAAAGAAAUGGACGUAUGUGAAACAUUAAAAAAAAACAAAUAUAUGAAUAUAUAUAGAAUA